GCAUGUAUUAAAUCACUAACAUGGACAUUGCUGGUCAUCGUGGUAUUUCUCGUCAGUCUGAAAUAUGGGGGACAGUUGAUAUAUAGAUCUAAAAGCAGAAUACAUAAACCAGCAAAAGAAACGUGUCGGAAAAUGGUGAGAAGGGCAGAGAACGAGGGCUACUUUAAGAUUGUUGGCUAUAACUGGACAAUGACACCGUAUUGUCCAGAAUUUGGAGCUUGCUUAUUAAACAAGGGCAGGGUGCCCGUUAAAACUGCAGUGCAGGCAGAAUUUGAAGAGAGGAUAUCUUUGGAGGACGCAGUCACUGUGAUAAUAAAAACCGCCAAUAGACUCGGAGUAACUAAGCGUCUGGUGGAAAGCAUCUUUCAAUUUUAUGAAAAUCUCAAAAUUAUUGUAGUCGAUGAGGCAAAUCCAGAGCUUCUGAGAAGGAAUGAAAGUUUUCGGAAAGAGUACGACGAAUGGCGCCAUUACACGUCGACGACACGUGGCAAGGUAUAUUACAUACAAGUUCAAAAAGACGCUGGAAUAUCACACGGUAGAAAUGUCGGCCUGUUUAUUGUUCGAACCAAGUACUUCUUACUCUUGGACGAUGACAUGAUAUUCGACAAGGAAACAAACAUUCGAAAACUGAAGGAGCUUCUAGAUCACACUAAUUUAGUAGUUGUUGGGGGCUUCAUUAGAGAAAACAGAAUAAAGUUGGCUAUCAAUGGGAUAUUUCGCGUGCAUGCCGACCAGUUUAACGUACUCAGGACAUACAUAAACGAGUAUCAACUCAUGGCGUAUGAUCGCGUGAGAUGCUAUCCGGAGUGCUACGUGGUUGACGCAAUCUCGAACUUUUUCCUCGCGAGAACGGACGCCAUUUUGGAUGUUGGUGGAUGGGACGUUAAGUUACGCGUUGGUGAACACAGGGAUUUCAUGUUGACGCUAAGGAAAAAUAAUUACCCGGUUGCUGUGUGCACUGAUGUCAUUAUUGAGCAUUUCCCGCCGAAUUUAGACUUGAGAAAGAAAGCCCAAAAAGUUAUAAAGGAUGUGUACAAAGACAUGUUUUUACACAAAUGGAAUAUAAGUAACUCGUUUGCAUGUAGGUCUAUUAGGUCCAAGGCGUAUUACGAGUACAGAUGUAAGCCUUAAUUUGAAUUGCCAGAAUAAGCUCGCUGCUUCUUCUAUACAU
Molecule: messenger RNA, 1171 nt
Organism: Lingula anatina
Lineage: Eukaryota; Metazoa; Brachiopoda; Lingulata; Lingulida; Lingulidae
Product: beta-1,4 N-acetylgalactosaminyltransferase 1
Source: RefSeq, a predicted model, not a curated record